Stegodyphus dumicola is the source of this 1314-nucleotide messenger RNA. It is a transcript of the gene Scgalpha, whose product is annotated as sarcoglycan alpha. Gene Ontology annotation, cellular component: sarcoglycan complex. NCBI's taxonomy places the organism in Eukaryota, Metazoa, Arthropoda, Arachnida, Araneae, Eresidae. The record is from RefSeq and is a predicted model, not a curated record.
AUCGUGGCUUUAAACAAGAACACUUACGAAACUUCUCGUAAGAUAUUGACUCUUAGAGUAGAAGCAAAAUCAAGUUUGUCACAAUAUGAAGUUGAAAUGAAAUUCCUAAACUUGAAUGUUGAUGAUAUGUUUCGAUAUAAUAAAACACAUCAACUUGAGGAAAUAUUUCGAGAAAAUUUAUGGAAAGAGAGUACUGAGAUAUAUAUCACCAAAGUUGUUUCAUCAUUAGAUGUCGGUGGUCGCUUGCCUCUAAAUCCGAAGGAAAAGGAAGGUGUUGUUGUAAGAAUUGGUGGAAUUAAUGCCUUUUCAAGAGAUCUUGAAGAUUUAGAGAGAGAAGUACAGCCAUUAAGAAACAGAUUACCUUGUCCACGUGAUUAUAAAAGAACAUCAGUGGAACGUUUAUUUCGAAGUAAACAUUUUGUAGCAGACUGGUGUAGUUUUCGUUUGAUAUCAAGGAAAGAUCACAGUGAUAGGGGAACAAGCCAUGGAUGGUCUGACCACCCAUAUUCUUCGAUAUCUUUAAUAAGUGAUGAGUUCAAUCCACAGUCCAUUAAUCUUCCAAGGCGAGAUUUUGCAUUUGAUUUUGUUGUUUCAAUUAUUAUUCCUACUACCAUAGUUGGAAUUUUAUCGACGGCCCUUACUUGUAUAAUGUGCUGCAACCGUGAUAGAAUGGAGAAGAAAGGAGAUUCAUCUAGUGUUCAGCUUAAUCAAUAUAAUUCAAUCCACCAACCAUCAAGCAAUUUGCAAAGGUUAGUGACUAAAAGAGGUAGUUUGCCUUGUUCAGGUUCUACUCCUGGGUCAUCUUUUCCUUGUUCUCGAGUUGCAAGUCCUUCAUCAACGCUGCCUAAAGGUUGUACUAUGAGGACAGCAACAAAAACUGGAACUCUGCGAAAUUUAAUGCCUCCUCCUCCACCAUAUAGUCCUUCAUGUUUGGUACCAAAACAAAAUGCAGUGGUGCAGUGUCUUCAUUAGUGUGCAUUAUGCAUUUAUAUGUAAUGGGGUUUAUUGUUUUGAUGAUUCUAUGAUUUGCAACAUAGAUAACCUCUGUUUUAUGAAAGAAAAUGUUCAUAUGAAAUGCAGUGUAGCUCCAGCUUCCAAAAAUUGUGAGGUAAUACACGUGGAAGUUCAUAGAUUAUUUAAUUGUUAGAUGUUAAAGUGAUAGGAAGGUACAAGAGACAAGUAUGUUGGAGAGAGAGAAGGAUCUGCUAACUUUCACUGUAAUUUGAAUUCAUUAGGCCAUGUAUAUUGCAAUGUAUACAACUUUUAUAUCUGUAUGCUGAAAUUCAGUGCUGAAAGUAAAAAUUUUACAAAUGA